UUUACACCGCAUACAUCAGUAUUACCAUCUGAAGAUGCGUUAUAAUUAGCCUGGAGAGAAAUCAUCAGCAUCGUCUGUUGUGAUCUGACAAAGACAGACGUACUGGUUGGAUUUGGGUUUUAAUUACUGGAGGGACACACUAAACAUCGUCGAAACGGAGAAGUAGACACAAUGUCGUCGGAAAAACACGGAUUGGAGGAGGCAGCGGGGAGGCAGGCCAUGUCUCAGCCGAUGAUGCAGAUGGCUCCGCCUCCCUACCUCCCCAACCAGGACCCCAACAUGCCCCCACAUCCCCCUCCACCUGGCUGUGGCCCACAGCCGAACUACCCCCCUCCCCCUCCUCCUCCUGGAUCAGAGGGGUACAUGCAGGAAACCCAGUUCCACUGUGGCACCCUCGGGCCCCAGGGAGCUCCAAACGGAUACCCGGUGCAGACGCACGGACCAGUAGGCACCGUCCCUCAUCCUCCAGUGGGCUAUAUACAUCCAGGAUACCCCCUACAACUGCAGCCCUGCACGGCCUACGUGCCUGUCUAUCCCAUAGGCACAGGGGCACAGCCUUACAUGCCUAAUGGUGCACCUCAUCCAGGUGUUGCUCCCGGCCAGAUGGCCAUGCAUAUGCCAAAUGGCAUCGCUCUGAUGGAGUCUCGUCGUCCUCCCCACGACUACCUGCCCAUCGCUGUCCUCACCACUGUCUGCUGCUUCUGGCCCACAGGGAUAAUUGCCAUCAUCAAAGCCGUGCAGGUGCGUACUGCUAUUGCUCGGGGCGACAUGGUUACAGCAGAGAUUGCUUCACGCGAGGCACGUAACUUCUCCUUCAUCAGUCUGGCAGUGGGAAUCGCCUCCAUCGUGUUGUGCACCAUACUCACCGUUGUGGUCAUCAUCGCCUCUCAGCACCAUGAUGACGACUGGGAGCCCUAG
Megalobrama amblycephala (Wuchang bream) is the source of this 918-nucleotide messenger RNA. It is a transcript of the gene prrt1, whose product is annotated as proline-rich transmembrane protein 1. Gene Ontology annotation, cellular component: membrane. The record is from RefSeq and is a predicted model, not a curated record. The transcript is spliced from 4 exons. Lineage: Eukaryota; Metazoa; Chordata; Actinopteri; Cypriniformes; Xenocyprididae. The coding region runs from base 172 to 918 and encodes 248 amino acids.